Molecule: messenger RNA, 417 nt
Organism: Schistosoma mattheei
Lineage: Eukaryota; Metazoa; Platyhelminthes; Trematoda; Strigeidida; Schistosomatidae
Source: the annotation of a GenBank genome assembly
AUGGGGGACUAUGCUGAGGCAGAGGGUAUCGCCCUGAAACGCUUAGCAGAGGAACGGAAAGCAUGGCGAAAAGACCAUCCCUUUACAUUGUGGGAGGGAGGAUUGUUCAGUCUUAGAAUGUAUUUCAAGCCAGAAUAUCCAACAACACCACCCAAAUGCAAGUUUGAGCCACCAUUGUUCCAUCCCAAUGUAUUUCCGUCUGGUACCGUAUGUCUCUCCCUCUUGGAUGAAGAAAAGCACUGGAGACCAGCAGUUACAAUCAAACAGAUUCUCUUAGGUAUUCAAGAUUUAUUAGAUCAUCCAAAUCCUAAAGAUCCUGCUCAAGCUGAUGCUUAUACGUUAUAUAUACAAAACAGAAAGGAAUACGAUACACGAGUUAAAAAGCAGGCCGAGUCUUUUCGAAACCCCAACUUGUAA